AUGGCGACCCCGUCUUACGCGGCGGUGAAGUGCCUCAACACGUCCUCGUCCAGCCGCAAGCGCUUCUCGUUCAAGAGCUUCUCUCAGCGGGUGGAGGAGAUCGACAUCGAUGUGUACCGCAGCCUCCGCACGCUGAAGGCGGAACCGUCCAGCGGAUCGUCCUUCUUUUUCGACGCAAUUGUGGAGUGGAGGGAGCUCAAUACUGCAGAGGAUUUCAUCUCAUUUUAUGAGGAGAUGAUACCAUUGGUACAGACACUGCCUCAAAUUGUCUUGCACCGUGAAAAGCUCUUUUCCGCACUUGUACAAAGGGUAAACAUGAGUGCAAGAUUGUCCCUGGAGCCAAUACUCAUGUUGAUUGCAGCUCUCUCCAGGGAUAUUCUAGAAGAUUUUUUGCCCUUUUUAGGAAGACAUGCUAGUGCCCUUUUAGCUCUCCUUAAUGAUGGAGGUGAUCGUGACCCCGAAAUCCUGGAGCAGGUCUUCACAUCCUGGUCGUAUAUAAUGAUGUACUUGCAAAAGUAUCUAGUGAAAGAUACUGUCCAAAUUCUUAGGACCACAGCAGCGUUGAGAUAUUCCCCAAAGGACUAUGUUAGAGAAUUUAUGGCAGAAUCUGUAUCAUUUUUGUUGAGGAAUGCACCUAAUAAUCAGCUAACGCAAGGUCUACUGAAAGUUCUACGUGAGGCUGCUAAACAACCAUCACCUACACGGAUAGACGGGGUGGUCUCUUUGCUGUGGCAUGUCAUGAAAGGAACUUCCACAAAGCUACACUCAAAAGCUGGGCAGGUCUUGAAGUUCUUGUUGAGCAAGUCAGUUGUUUCCACUCUCCCUGAUAAAUUCCCUGAUGGGUCUUCUACUAUUCAUGAGGUCAUGACAGGGCUGAUUCAAAGAUUAUGCGAUGAAGUGGAUCCAAAAGAAUUACCAUUGAUGUAUACUUGUUUAUUUGAAGAAAUCAACUGCUGUCUUAAGGAUGGCUGUUUGGAGCAUUUGAAGUGCUUGAUUGAUUUUCUUGCAUUUGCUUUACAGAAGAAGCAAAGCAAUGUAUUCGAUAAGGUGAAGUUGAUUAAACUUGUUGAGUUGCUGGUUAGUAGAUAUGUGUUGCCUGGAAGCAACAUAACAGAAGCUUCUUCAUCUGAGGUUCUUGGAAGUAUUCUUGACUUUCUGCUUUCUGUUCUGGAUGUUCCAACCAUUUCUGGCAAUUUGUCCAUCGUAUCACCUUUCUAUGCUCCAGUGUUCAAAUUAACAAAUCCGAGUGUGAUUGUCUUUAUAAAGAAACUUUUGGCGACAGGUCCUCAAGUUACACAACAUUUUGAAAGUCAGAUAUUGAGUGCAAUGGAUAAUUUCAUUGCAAGUUCACUCGAGGAUGUUAUCUUUAUCCUUCACAAUUUCUUUAAAGGAUCAAAGAAGCAAAUAUUUCUUCGUAGCACUGAUGGAAAUCAUCUGGAUUCAGUGGAGAAAACUUACAAGUUCUUUGAAUCAAAAUUUUCUUUCUGGAUAGAGUUAUUAGAUGAUACAGUCGGCACUGGUAAUCGAUCUAGUAAUAAUCAGGUCAGUGAAAAGGAAGCUGCUAUACUGUGGGGAUCUAUUUGCUGCUAUCCUAACAUGAAAGGUGUACAUCAAGAUAGUUUGUCACUGCUGAGGAAGUUAAUCUUCAACUUUGAUCGGUUGCUUGAAGUGGGAGAAGAGAACAUGAAUGGUCUUCCAAUGACUACCUGGAGAAGUCUACUUGGUGCAGCAUUGUCAUCGUACCACGAAUUAUUGCUGGUCAACACCAGCAGAAAUUCAGAAUUUAGUUUUUUCAUAUCGCUUGCCAAGAGUCACAGUACAUGCCCACAAGUACUGUCUGCUGUAGCUGAAUAUUUGGAUUCCCUGCAAGGACUACCAUCCCUGGAAGUGACAAAAGAAUUUGAUCCACAAAAUCUCUUGGAUCUGUUCUCCAUCUUUGCUGUCAAUUUGAGCAGUCCAAGCAAGGAUGUUCGAAUUUUAACCUUGAGGAUUCUAUCAUAUUUUGUGAAGAUGGAUCAACGUCUAAUCACAGAUGAGGAGCGACCACACAAGAGGCAGAGAACAGAAGUUUCUGGAGAGGAAGCUGUUGCUAAAUAUGCUAAUGUUGUGGAUGCUCUUUUGAUUAUUGAGUUGACACCAAUUUCAGUAUCUACUAGCCGUAAAAUUGCUAUCUUCAUUUCUCGGAUACAAAUGAGUUUAUCUUCCAAGAUGGUUCAUGAUGAUUACUUACCUCCUCUCUUACAUGGUAUUAUUGGCAUAUUGUACAAUAGAUUUAGUGAUCUGUGGCCACCAACACUGGAUUGCCUUGCUGUCCUCAUUAGACAACACAAGGAGCUUGUUUGGGGUCAGUUUGUUCAGUUUAUUGCAAUUCACCAAUCAAAAGGACUGACUGUGAAAAAUAAGGAGAAGCUGGAAGCUGCAACCCAACCACAGUCUAUUUUUGACUGCUUCAACUUGUAUCUUGCUAUGGACUUUGAUUGCACACCAGCUGAGACCAUGGCUACCUUAUUGCUUCAAUCGCUCCAAAGGAUUCCUGAUGUUGCUGAAUCCCGAUCUCGACAUCUUAUACCGCUAUUUCUCAACUUUAUGGGUUAUGAUGAUGGCAGCAUCUUUAGCGCUGAUUCAUAUAUGCCUGAAAAAUGUAAAGGCAAACAAUGGAAAACGAUUCUAAAAGAAUGGUUAAACUUAUUGAGGUUAAUGCACAAUGCAAGAUCAUUAUAUCAGAGCAAAUUUCUCCAGGAAGUGCUAACUAAAAGGGUUCUUGAUGAAAGUGAUCCUGACAUACAAGCAAAAGCAUUGGAUUGCCUUUUGAACUGGAAGGAUGAAUUCUUGACCCCGUACAGUCAAAAUCUUAAAAAUCUGAUUGACGUAAAGACUCUUCGUGAAGAGCUGACCACAUGGGCAGUUUCACAUGACUCCUCGUCAAUUCUGAAAGACCAUAGAAGUCGUGUGGUUCCUCUGGUUAUCCGUGUGUUGGCACCGAAAGUAAGGAAGCUGAAGCUACUUGGUUCUCGAAAGCACACAGGUGUCAGUCAUCGAAAGGCAAUUCUUCGUUUCCUUUUGCAGUUUGAUUCAAAUGAACUUGAGCUCUUUUUCUCAUUACUUCUGAGGUCCUUGAUCCCUGGCAGCCUCCAGCUUAAAAUGUUUGGUUCUCAGUCUGACAACCUACUUGGAAAUUUCACUGACAUUGUUGGAACUUCAACAGAAAUUUGUGUAGAGAACUUUACAUGGAAAAAGGCAAAUGGUUUCAUUCAUCUGGUUGAAGAAAUUUUUGGUACUUUUGAUAUGGCACAUAUAAGCCCAUUUCUUAAUGUUUUAUUAAUCAUUGUCGCUCGCUUGCUGGAGAGUUGCAUGCGGAAUCUUAGAAGUGAGAGUGAUGGGAAAUAUCCUUGCAACCAAUCAAAUGACCAUGAUAAUGAUUGUUCCAUAAAUUCUGAAGUGGGCAAUUCUGUAAACGUGGAUGAAUGCCGUAAAGAAAUGCAUCUAGGAGACCAUAUGGAGACAAGUGUAUCCAUCAAGCAGUUGAAGGAUUUGAGGUCUUCAUGUAUUAGAAUUGUCUCGUCAGCCCUUAGUCACUAUGAAAGCCAUGAGUUUGGAGAAAACUUCUGGGGUAUUUUUUUCUCUUCUGUGAAACCUCUGAUAGACUGCUUUACACAAGAGGCUUCCAGUAGUGAGAAACCAAGUUCAUUAUUUGCUUGUUUUAUGGCUAUGAGUCGGAGCCCAAAAUUAGCACCACUGUUGGGGUCGAAUAAUCUUGUACCAGCUAUUUUUUCUAUUUUAACUGUGAAGACAGCGUCAGGAUCCAUCACCACCUAUGCCCUUGAGUUCAUUGAGAAUCUGUUGAGGUUGGAUAUUGAUUUGCAGCAGCAAGAUGACCAUUCAGUGAAGAAAGUUCUUCCACAUAUGGAUGUUCUUAUCCAUAGUCUCCAUGAUUUUGUUAAUCAUCGCAAAGAGCUUAACAGGAGAUCUGGUACAUGGCUUGGGCAACGCGAACUUAGGCUGUUCAAAUUAUUGCUAAAUUACAUCACAGAUCGCUCAGCUGCUGAUAAUUUCAUAGACCUUAUUCUUCCAUUUUUCAGUAAGAAAGACUUGAACUCCGAUGAUUGUUUGGAAGCACUAUGUGUUGUGAGGGGAAUAAUUCAAAAUCUGAGAUGCAAGGUAUCUGUAAAAGUUCUAAAUGCACUGAACCCAUUACUUGCGACUGUCGGAUUGGAACUGCGGCUAUGUAUCUGUGAUAUUUAUGAUGGGUUGUCAUUACAUGAUCCUUCAAUGUUGUUUCUGGCUGGGUUAAUACGAGAUCUGAAUGCAGUUUCAGCUUCAGAACUUGGUGAACUAGAUUAUGACACAAGACUUAACACCUAUGACAAGGUUAGGCCACAGUUGUUUCUUGGCUUGACAGAAGAGCAUGUGGGCGCCAUAUUAUCUCAUUGUGUGUAUGAUAUGUCAUCUGAAGAGUUGAUUUUGCGGCAAAGUGCAUCGAGGGCUCUGCAGUCAUUCCUGGAUUUUUCUGCCUCAGUUAUGAAUAAUGAUGUGUCCAAAUACUCUAUUGAUGAUAAAUCUAGAGAGAUUAAUACCAGAAGCAUUUGCACGAUGGGCUGUAUUCAGAAGAUAUUUGAAAAAACUUAUCUGCACAAUAUGGGAGUAGCAAUGACUAAAGAUAUAUCAAUUCAAAAGGAAUGGAUUAUUUUACUUAGGGAGAUGGUCUCCAAUUUUAAUCAUUUAGCAUCCUUAAGCUCAUUUAGGCCUCUCUGUAAGGAGGAUAUGGAAGAGGAUUUUUUCCACAACAUAACUCAUUUGCAGGCUGGUAAAAGAUCAAAAGCAUUGUCGCUUUUCAGACAGGGAAUCAAGGAAAACAACUUUUCGGAGGAUAUCACUAUGAAAGUCUUUGUUCCACUAUUUUUCAAUAUGUUUUCUGACAUAAAAGCUGGGAAGGGUGAACAAGUCAGAGAUAUAUGUUUGGAUACACUAUCUGCUGUUGCUGCCAAAGUGCAGUGGGAACACUAUAGAACAAUAUUGAAGAGAUGCUUCCGAGAAUUAAACCUUAGACCUGAUAAGCAGAAGAUCAUAUUGAGGCUGAUUUGCUCCGUGUUAGAUGCAUUCCAUUUCAUGAAGCCUGCAAAUGAUGCCUCAGGAAAUUCUGAUGCUAUGAGUGAAGAUGCUGAUUCUUCCCUUACAUUCUCUUUGACUAUGGUCUCUUCUGAUAAGCAACAGUACCUGCAAAAGGUUGUGUUUCCACAGGUCCAAAAGUUGUUAGGAUCAGAUCCAGAGAAAGUCAACGUCAACAUAAACCUAGUAGCACUGAAAAUACUUAAGUUGUUACCGGUGGAUUAUUUUGAGUCACAACUUUCGAGCAUCAUUCAUCGAAUCUGUAACUUCCUCAAGAAUCGUCUUGAAAGCAUACGUGAUGAAGCUAGGUCUGCUUUAGCUGCUUCUGUGAAGGAACUUGGGAUUGGGUAUUUGCAGUUUGUGGUCAAGAUAUUAAGAGCUAUACUUAAAAGAGGUUUUGAGUUACAUGUUCUGGGCUACACACUUCAUUAUUUAUUGUCAAAAAACAUUACUGCUGAUAUGUAUGGUAGGCUUGACUACUGUUUAGAAGAUCUGUUGGCAGUGGUUGACAGUGAUUUACUUGGAGAUGUUGCAGAACAAAAGGAAGUUGAAAAACUUGCCUCCAAAAUGAAAGAGACAAAGAAGAGAAUGUCAUUUGAGACUCUUAAGCUGAUUGCUCAAAGUAUUACAUUCAGGACAGAUUUACUGAAGAAGAUAAUCUCACCUGUUUCUUUACAUCUUCAGAAGCAACUUACUCCAAAGUUGAAAACCAGACUUGAGAUGAUGCUACACAAUAUAGCCUUAGGGAUUGAGUGCAACCCAUCUACUGAAACAUCAAACUUGUUAAUCUUCGUGUAUUGUCUUAUUGAGGAUACUAUUACAGGAAGUAGAUCUGAAUGCAAAGUGAAUACACAAUCUAGUCCUGAUCAAGACAGUACUGUAGGAAAGACCUUCCUGGGACUAGGUGAGAGUGGAUCGCAGAAUUCUUAUAUACUUACCAAGUUUGCACUUGACUUACUUCGUAAUCGUCUGAAGAGCAUCAAGCUAGACAAUGAAGAUGAACAACUCAUUAAGAUGUUGGAUCCUUUUGUUGACCUUUUGCGAAAGUGUAUGAGUUCCAAACAUGAAAGUGUUCUCUCAGUCACUUUUAGAUGUUUUGCCUUAUUGGUGAAACUUCCUUUGCCAUCUCUCAAGGACAAUGCAAUUAUUAUAAAAAAUGUACUUAUGGACAUUGUACAGAGAGCUGGAAACUCCAAUGGUCAUUUGGUCACAUCUUGUUUUAAGCUACUUGCUGAUCUACUUAGAGGAUUCAGGAUUUCACUUUCAGAGAAUCAGCUUCAGAUGCUUGUUCAUACCCCUAUGUUUGUGGAUCUUCAGACAAAUCCUUCCCCUGUUGCCUUAUCGCUUCUCAAAACAAUAGUCAGGCUAAAAUUGGUUUCCCACGAAAUUUAUGAUAUGGUUGUUAAGAUAGGAGAGUUGAUGGUAACAACGCUAACUGAAUCUAUACAGCAGCAAUGCAUUCAAAUUAUGCUACAGUUUUUUCUGAACUAUCCACUUUCUGAGAAGCGCUUACAGCAACAUAUUGACUUUUUUCUGGCAAACUUAAGUUAUGAACAUCCUUCAGGAAGAGAAGCAGUGCUUGAAAUGCUCCAUGACAUUCUUACCAGAUUUCCCCAGAGGAUUAUUGAUGACCAGGGUCAAACUUUUUUUCUUCAUCUUGUAGUUGCUCUAGCAAAUGAACAGCAUCAGAAUGUGUCUUCAAUGAUCCUUAGAGCUAUCCAAAAGCUGUUAGGACGCAUUGGUGAUCAGGGAAAGAGUUCCAUUUUUGAGUAUUCCCUUUCGUGGUACACUGGUGAAAAGAAAAGUCUAUGGAGUGCUUCAGCCCAGGUUAUUGGUUUACUUGUUGGUGAUCACACAUUACAAACGGGCAAGCACCUUAAAAGUAUUCUGGCUGUUGUUAAGAAAAUAGUGGAAUCAUCUGUCAUUGCUUCUGGAGCUAUACAAUUAGGCUUAUCUGAUGAAGCUGUCCUGCCAUUGUGGAAAGAGGCUUACCACUCUGUUGCCAUGAUAGAGAGGUUACUUCUUCGCUUUCCGGAGUUGUAUUUUGAGCAGAACAUGGAGGAUAUAUGGAUAAUAGUGUGCAAGUUGUUGAUCCAUCCUCAUUCGAUGUUGCGUAGUAUUUCAAGCUCUCUGGUAGCAUCAUAUUUUGCUACAGCGGAGAAGAGGAAACGUGAACAGAAAUUGGAUGCCCCAUCAUGGCUGCUUGUUCAACCAAGCAGGCUAUUCAUAAUAGCUGUUUCCUUGUUGAAACAAUUGAGGACUGAACUGAGUGAUACUACGGCAAACAAUCUGAUUGUACAGAAUCUUGCAUACUCGGUCUGCAACUUGCAUAUGUUGAUUAGGCAAUCGACCUCAACACCUCAGUUUUGGUCUAGCAUUAGUUCUGAUCGUGGUGCUUUUCUUGAGGGUUUUGAAUUGCUUGGUUCAACAAAAUUGAAAAAUAUGUUUCUCCUUUGUACUUCGACAUCUAGUGAUGCAUCUGGAUCUGGUCUUGGCAUUAACGAAGGGCCUACAUCUUUGUUAGUUUCGUCCAUCCUAAAGAAGAUGGGAAGAAUUGCAAUGCAGAUGCAGGAUACACAGAUAAAGAUCGUGUUCAAUUGCUUCAGUAUGAUUUCAUCAGCUCUUGGCUCUGAUGAAUCACUAACCUAUGCUGAUCACCUCUUGGCCCCAUUGUAUAAAGUUUCUGAAGGAUUUGCUGGGAAAGUUGUUAGUGAUGAAGUGAAGCAACUGGCCCAGGGGGUCCAGAACAAGUUACGUGACCUGAUUGGCUCUGAGAAAUUUGUUGAAGUCUACAAGAGCGUUCGGAUGGGCCUGAAACAGAAGCGGGACGGUAGAAAGCAGGCACAGAAGAUUGUUGCAGCCGUGGACCCAGAACGGCAUGCCAAGCGAAAGCAGCGUAUUGCAGCCAAGCACCGGGAACACAAGAGGCGGAAGAUAAUGGCGAUGAAGAUUGGCAGGUGGAUGAGGUAG
This is a messenger RNA of Miscanthus lutarioriparius, 8076 nucleotides long. Lineage: Eukaryota; Viridiplantae; Streptophyta; Magnoliopsida; Poales; Poaceae. The record is from the annotation of a GenBank genome assembly.